Messenger RNA from Monosiga brevicollis MX1, 1767 nucleotides. RefSeq lists its product as uncharacterized. Lineage: Eukaryota; Choanoflagellata; Craspedida; Salpingoecidae. The record is from RefSeq and is a predicted model, not a curated record. The transcript has 11 exons. Bases 1 to 1767 code for a protein of 588 amino acids.
AUGGCUACGGUCCCCGUGGCCGAGGCUACCACGCCCAGCUUUGAGGAAUACGUGAGCAACCUUCGUUCGCGAUCGCGCGCCCGUGUCCGCGAGUAUAGCCAUGUCCCCUUCACAUGGUGGAUUGCCGAGGGGCAAGCUCCGCCCUUGCCCGCAUCACGUUCGACGGCACCAACUCCACACCCCACCACCGUGGUGACAGCUGCAAACACCGCCCCGCCUGUCCAACAGCUAGCGCCACGUGCCGUGCCCGCGCCUGUAGUGGCUGCGCCGCCUCCCAUGCCGCGGACCCAGGCCUCGCUCGUUUGCGCCAAUGAGGAGCAUGUAGAUAUACCUCCAGCAGAGGACUUUGAGGUCAUGGUCGAGCCGCUUGCCAAAGUCCGUGCAUCCCCCACCGAGCCUCCGAAGGAGGCGGCUGUUGUCAUGUCGACCCCGGCUCCUGGCUCGUUGCCCAAGCCCAUUUUGAAGACAGCCAACCGCGUGCCCGUGCUGAAGACAUCCCACGUUCAGGUUCAAGUCAGUGCCAUACUGAUACACUCCAUUGACCAAGCCACCUCGCUUACGCCACCCACAUCCACUAUCAAAGCCCUGACCCACAAUCAAGCCCCCAGGUCAAAGUCAGCAAUCAAGGAUGCUGCUGCGCCGAGCAAGGCCACUUCCAAGGGUGCCAACAAAUCUCGCAUCAUGCGGGAAACGGCGGAUGCCCAAGUUCGCAAGCCACCCCAACGUCCCCCCUUUGCCAUGUAUGGUUGGAACAACGAUCAACUGGGUUACUGGAAGAACAAACAAACUUUCAAUAUUCGCGCUGCCCACGAGGUUGGAUCCGUCUCCGCUUGUGUGUGUGUGUGUGUGUGUGUGUGUGUGUGUGUGUGUGUGUGUGUGUGUGUGUGUGUGUGUUCGUGCUCGUGUGUUGUCCAUCUGUGUGUGUGUGUGUGUUCGUGUGUGCGUGUGUGUGUGUGUGUUCUUGUGUUGGUCAAUCGCCAUGCCAAGACUCGGGCAUCACAGUUGCGCCAACAACGGCGAAAAGAGGCUGCUGCCGAACAAGCUGCCCAGGUAACUCGCGCCCAUGCUACUGACAACUCGACCCACUUCAACAUCUCGCGCACCUCUUGCUUGGAUCGUCUGGAACAGCCGCACUGGUUCAAGCGUUGCCCGGGUCACUUACACACUUUGCACGCUCAGGUGGCAGCCCAGUUGACUGCCACACAACCCCGCAGUGAGACAACACAGACACACGUCGGUUUUGUUGCCCCUUCAACUGCCACCAAUGUACCCCUCGCAUCAAAUCCUCCGGCCGCAUCGGUUCCGACCAAACCUCUUUUACUCUUGAAGCCGCCCGCAAAUUCUACGCCAUCAUCGGCCAAGCCGCAGAGCGCGCCCAGCUUGGUGAAGCGCUUGUCUCAAGCUUCCGAGCAAGAUGCAUCGGCAGCAAAUGGGCACUGGGCCACCACCUACCGACAAUCCUUCCGCGCAUCCGAGACGAAUGCGGCACCCGUCCAUCGCGUCGUCAUGGGAGCACAUAAGCCGCAACCUGUGACGAGCAUUACUGCAGCACGACCGGGCCGCUACGUGCCCGAUGCACCGCCCCUUGGUGGGUCGUACAACUGCGACUCUAAGAAGAAAAAGAAAAAAAAGAACAAUCAACUGGCAGUUGUCUCGUUUUUCAAACUCGAGCGUGAUGUGCUGGUGUGCAUCCAUGAAAGCAACAUGGCCAGCGACUUCGGACGGGAUGCCCUGGGCUUGACUAGCUGCGGCGCUGGACCCGACUGA